This is a messenger RNA of Raphanus sativus (radish), 572 nucleotides long. RefSeq names its product sm-like protein LSM3A. Gene Ontology annotation, cellular component: Lsm1-7-Pat1 complex; catalytic step 2 spliceosome; U4/U6 x U5 tri-snRNP complex. The transcript is spliced from 3 exons. Lineage: Eukaryota; Viridiplantae; Streptophyta; Magnoliopsida; Brassicales; Brassicaceae. Gene Ontology annotation, biological process: P-body assembly; mRNA splicing, via spliceosome. Bases 52 to 345 code for a protein of 97 amino acids. Gene Ontology annotation, molecular function: RNA binding. The record is from RefSeq and is a predicted model, not a curated record.
CAUUCUUCUUCCUAAAUUCAAAACCCUCUAAGAGAAAAUUUUGAGAUCAGAAUGUCCGUCGAGGAAGACGCCACCGUUAGGGAGCCACUGGAUCUGAUUCGAUUGAGCAUCGAAGAGAGAAUCUACGUCAAGCUCCGAUCCGACCGCGAACUCCGCGGCAAGCUUCACGCGUUUGAUCAGCAUUUGAAUAUGAUUCUGGGUGAUGUUGAAGAGGUUAUCACGACUGUAGAAAUCGACGACGAGACUUACGAAGAGAUUGUUCGUACAUCGAAACGAAAGAUUCCGUUUCUAUUUGUGAGAGGAGAUGGAGUGAUCUUGGUGUCCCCGCCUUUGAGGACUACUUAGAGACUUCAGAUACAGUGUUCUUGUGUUAUUGGCUGAGAUCUGAUGAGUUCACAAAUCUGGAGCUACCUUCUUUUUUUUUGUUAAAUCUUUCCUUAGCUUCUGAUUUGUAUUUGUGCGUUUUGUUUUUUUUUCUUCAAACAUUUUAACGGAAUGUAGCUUCUCAGAUAUCGUAUUCGAAACCCUUGUUAACUUUGUGCUUCAUUAUAAUAGAAGUGAUGUGUUGCCUA